Molecule: messenger RNA, 708 nt
Organism: Lodderomyces elongisporus
Lineage: Eukaryota; Fungi; Ascomycota; Pichiomycetes; Serinales; Debaryomycetaceae
Gene: HMO1
Product: Hmo1p
Exons: 1
Coding region: 1-708 (235 amino acids)
Molecular function (GO): DNA binding, bending
Source: RefSeq, a predicted model, not a curated record
AUGUCAUCAGAAUUGAAAAUCACCAAAGAUACUUUGGUUGCGUCGCUCUUUGAGUUGUCCAAGGCUGCUCUGGAAGCUGCCAAUGCCGCAAUUGACUUUUACAAAGUAGCAACCGGCGGCGAAGAAGAUGUCACAGCCGAGCAAUUGCACGAAAUACAAGAAGCCAUGAAAGUUGCUGCUCAAGCAACUGCUGGUGUCAAGCGUGAGUUGGAAGAACCCAACGGAGAAACUUCCAAGAAGAAGAAGAAGGCUGAAAAAGAUCCCAACGCACCCAAGAAACCAUUGACCAUGUACUUUGCCUACAGCUUUGACAUUCGUAAGAGAGUUGCCGAGGAAAGGAAAAAGAAAAACUUGCCAAAUAUGAAUGCAAUUGAUAUGAACCAAACUAUCAAGGACCAUUGGGAAAGCAUCUCACCAGAGGAAAAAGCCAAAUGGAAGAACAAGUAUGAUGAGGAAAUGAAAAAGUACAUUGUCGAAAAGGCAAAAUACGAUCAAAGCUUGAAAGAUGGUACUCCAUACGUACCUCCUCAUCAAAGGACUGCAUCCGGCACUGACAAUUUGGAUAGCCCCAAAAUUGAGGAAACCACCGUUGAGGAAGUAAAUGAGCAAUCUGCCGCUCCAUCUGCAUCUCAAGACGAAAAGGACAAAAAGAGAAAGAAGAAGGAAAAGUCUGAUAAGAAGGAAAAAAAGAAAAAGUCUUCAAACUAA